AUGGCUUAUAAGGACAAGGACAGCCUCAGCAUUCAUGUGCGAGGGUUCGAUGACUCCUUCGUGACAUCCGCUAUGCGCCGGACGCCAACGCAGAGGAUCCUCCGACUCCUAGGAUUGACUUUCUUCGUAGUGGGAUGUGUUUACUUCUUUCGAGAUAGCUUUUUCCAAGCUAGUAUCCCUUAUAAAAUUGUGCCUACGCCAAUUCGACCCGAGAGGUUCCCCGUGUCCCAACCUAUACCCCUCCCCAGAGGACGAGCUAAGAAGCUGCCGAAGAUCCAGCAUGCGCCUGUUGCUGAGACCAAACAAGCCAGAAAGGUGCGAGAGCACCGGCUAGGAGAGGUCCGCAGCGAGUUUCUGCACGCCUGGAGAGGCUACAAGAAGGAGGCGUGGGCAAAGGAUGAGCUCAAGCCUAUAAAUGGCGGGUAUAAGACCCCGUUCUGUGGGUGGGCGGCUACGCUGGUCGAUACGCUGGAUACGUUGUGGAUUAUGGAAUUGUAUGACGAGUUUGAGCUUGCAUUGGCGGAACUUAAGAAUAUCGACUUUACGCAUAAGGAGGGAUGCCAGAUUAAUCUUUUUGAGACAACUAUUCGUCACCUAGGGGGUAUGAUUGCGGCAUUUGACCUAAGUGAUGGGCAGUAUCCAAUUCUAAUCGAGAAGUCGGUGGAGCUUGCGGAGGUGCUGUACACUGCGUUUGAUACCCCGAAUAGGAUGCCCUCUCCGCAUUAUCUUUGGUCUGCGACUAACCCAGAUGCCAAUGAUCAUUUUCCAAGCAGCAGUAUCGUACUUGCUGUCCUAGGUUCACUGUCCGUUGAGUUUACUCGCCUAGCGCAGAUUACUGGAAAUGACAAAUACUUUGAUGCGAUCCAAAGAGUUAUGAAUGAGUUGGAGAAAUGGCAAGAUAACACCGGUUUGCCAGGAAUGUGGCCUGCUAUGGUCGAUUCUACGAAAAUCAAUCAAACGAUUGCCCUCGGCUCUCCGUUUGAAGGUGGAGAUGAGUUGUAUACCUUAGGAGCCCUCGCGGAUUCUACCUAUGAGUACCUACCCAAGCAAUACAUGUUACUUGGCGGGCAAUCUGCGUCAUACCGCACCAUGUAUGAGAAGUUUAUUGAAGUAGCCCAGCGAGAUCUAUUCUUCCGACCAAUGACCGUCGCGGAAGAUGAUAUCUUAAUUUCUGGGGCGGUUAAUCGCAUCGCGGGGAAGCCCAUACGCCUCAACCCGGAGCUACAACAUCUGGCUUGUUUCACCGGGGGAAUGGUCGCCAUUGCUGGAAAAUUAUUCAACCGGCCAGAGGAUGUUGCUGAUGGCGCGAGACUUGCAAGUGGAUGCGUAUGGGCGUAUGAGAACACGGUUUCGGGGAUUAUGCCUGAGACUUUCACAACUGUGCCUUGUAAGAAUAGGUCGAAAUGUCCGUGGAAUACCAAGACCUGGCUGAAUGCUAUCGACUCGGCCGGUAACGAGGAAGCGCUUCGAGAUAAAAUCAGAUACAGUAAAGUUGCACCUGGAAUGGUGGCGAUUCAAGAUGGACGGUAUCUUCUGAGACCCGAAGCGAUUGAGUCGGUUUUCAUUCUCCACCGAAUAACGGCCGAUCCCCAGUGGGCUGAGAGCGGAUGGAAAAUGUUCAAAGCCAUCCAAGCACAUACCAAAACUGAAAUCGCCCACUCCGCCAUCGAAAACGUCAUGGAGUCUUUUCCUGAAAAGGUCGACGAAAUGGAAUCUUUCUGGUUGGCAGAAACACUAAAGUACUUCUACUUGCUGUACAGUAAGCCCAGUGUAGUCAAUUUGGAUGAAUAUGUUCUAAACACCGAGGCGCAUCCAUUAAAACGGCCGUGA
This is a messenger RNA of Venustampulla echinocandica, 1830 nucleotides long. Its product is annotated as alpha-1,2-Mannosidase. Gene Ontology annotation, molecular function: calcium ion binding; mannosyl-oligosaccharide 1,2-alpha-mannosidase activity. Gene Ontology annotation, cellular component: Golgi membrane; endoplasmic reticulum. NCBI's taxonomy places the organism in Eukaryota, Fungi, Ascomycota, Leotiomycetes, Helotiales, Pleuroascaceae. Gene Ontology annotation, biological process: carbohydrate metabolic process; N-glycan processing. The transcript is spliced from 6 exons. The record is from RefSeq and is a predicted model, not a curated record. The coding region runs from base 1 to 1830 and encodes 609 amino acids.